AUGACUUUUCUCCUUACUUUUAAAGUUCUUUAUUUCUUCUUAUUUCCCUUCCUGACUUACACUGAUUUAUUCUCUCUCUCUCUCUCUUCUGAUUCUUCAUUUUUUCCUUCAUUCUUUCUGCUCCGACACGAAGUCUCUUCUUCUCUUUCUCUCUCAUGUUUCAUCACUCUUUUCUUUAUCUGCUUCUUUUCUCUCUCUUUCUCGUUUCAUCUCUCUUUUCUUGAUCUGUGCCCAUUUCAUUUUUUUUAUCUCUCUCUCUCUCUCAUUUCAUUUCAUCUCUCUUUUUUUAUUCUCUUUUUCUUUGAAUCUUUUUCUCUCUUUCUCUCAUAUCUCUUUGCUUCUUUUCUCUCUCUCUCUUUCAUUUCAUCUCUCUUUUCUUUAUCUACUCCUUUUUUUUCUCUCACUUUCUCUCUUCUUUCAUCUCUCUUUUUUCAUCUGCUCUUUUCCUGUGUUUCUUGUUCCAUCUCUCUUUUUCUGCUCCCUUUAUCUAUCUGUUCAUUUUUUUCUUUCUCUCUCUUUUCUUUAUCUGCUUUUUUCAUUUCUCUUUUCUUUAUAUGCUCCUUUUUUCAUCUCCUUUUUUUUUUAUCUUUCUCUCUCUCUCUUUUGCAUUUCAUCUCUUUUCUUUCUCUCUUUUCAUCUCUCUCUGCUCUCUCUCUCUUGUUUCAUCUCUCUUUUUUUUGUCUUUAUCUCUCUUUUUCUUUAUCUGCUUUUUCUUUUCUCUCAUUCAUCUUUUUUUUAUCUCUCUCAUUUCAUCUCUUUUUUUUUUCUCUCUCAUCUGCUGCUCUUUUCUCUCUCUCCUUGGUGCAUCUCUCUUUUCUUUAUAUGCUCCUUUUCUUUCUCUCUCUCUUUUCAUUUCUCCCUUUUUUCAUCUGCUUUUUUCUCCAUUUCAUCUGCUCUUCUCUUUCUCUCUAUUUCAUCUCUCCUCUCUCUCUCCCUUGUUGCAUUCUCUUUUCUUUAUCUACUCCUUUCAUUUCAUCUCCCUUUUUCUCUCUCUUUAUCUGCUCCUUUUAUUUCUGCUCCCUUUUCUUUUCUCUCUCAUUUCAUCUCCCUUUUUAUCUGCUCCUCUCUCUCUCCCUUGUUUGUCUCUCUUUUCUUUAUCUGCUUCUUUUUUUUCUCUCUCUCUUUCAUCUCCCUUUUUUUCUAUCUCCCUCUCUCUCUCCCUUGUUGCAUCUCAUCUCUUUUUCUUUAUCUGCUUUUUAUCUUUUCUCUUUUGUUGCAUCUCUCUUUUCUUUAUCUGCUCCUUUUCUUUCUCUCUCAUUUCAUCUCCCUUUUUUUUAUCUGCUCCUCUCUCUCUCCCUUGUUUCAUCUCUCUUUUCUUUAUAUGCUUCUUUUCUUUCUCUCUCAUUUCAUCUCUCUUUUUUUAUCUGCUCCUCUCUCUCUCCCUUGUUUCAUCUCUCUUUUCUUUAUCUGCUCCUUUUCUUUCUCUCUCAUUUCAUCUCCCUUUUUUUAUCUGCUCCUCUCUCUCUCCCUUGUUUCAUCUCUCUUUUCUUUAUCUGCUCCUUUUCUUUCUCUCUCAUUUCAUCUCCUCUUUUCUUUUUUUUUUCUCUCCAUUCAUCUCUCUUCUGCUCUCUCUCUCUCUCUCUUGUUUCAUCUCUCUUUUUUCUUUAUCUCUCCCUUUUUUAUCUGCUCUCUCUUUUUCUUCUCUCUCUCAUUUCAUCUCUCUUUUUUUCUCUCUCUUUCCUCUCUCUCUCAUUUCAUCUCUCUUUUUCUUUUUUUUUUUAUCUGCUCCUCUCUUUCUUUCUUUCUCUCUCAUUUCAUCUCCCUUUUUUUAUCUGCUCCUCUCUCUCUCUUUUUCAUCUCUCUUUUUCUUUAUCUGCUUUUUUCUUUCUCUCAUUUCAUUUCAUCUCUUUUUUUUUAUCUGCUCUUUUUCAUCUCUCUCUCCUUGUUUCAUCUCUCUUUUCUUUAUCUGCUUCUCUUUCUUCUUUUCUCCCUUUUUUAUCUCUCUCUCUCCCUUUUGCAUCUCUUUUUUUAUCUGCUCCUCUCUCUCUCCCUCUCUCUCUUUUUCUUUUUCUGCUUUCAUCUCUCUCUUUUUUUUUUAUCUUUAUCUCUCUUUUUCUUUAUCUGCUUCUUUUUCUUUCUCUCUCAUUUCAUCUCCCUUUUUUUUUAUCUGCUCCUCUUUUCUUUCUCUCUCAUUUCAUCUCCCUUUUUUUUUUCUCAUCUCUCUUCUUUUAUCUUCUUCUCUUCUUUUCUUUCUCUCUCAUUUCAUCUCUCCUUUUUUCCCUUUUUUUUCUGCUCCUCUCUCUCUCCUUGUUUCUCUUUUCUUUAUCUCUCUUUUUUCUCUUUAUCUGCUUUUUUUCUGCUUUCUCUCUCAUUUCAUCUCUCUUUUUUUUAUCUGCUCCUCUCUCUCUCUCUCUUUUUUAUUUCAUCUCUCUUUUUCUUUAUCUGCUCCUUUUUCUUUCUCUUUUAUCUACUCCUUUUUUUCUCUCUCACUUUCUCUCUCAUUUUCAUCUCCCUUUUUUUUAUCUUUUCUCUUUUCUUUAUCUCUCUCUUUUUCAUCUCUCUUUUUUAUCUGUGUUUCUUGUUUCAUCAUCUCUCUUUUUCUUUCUUUAUCUCUUUUUUAUCUGCUCUUUUUCCUUGUUGCUCUCUUUUUCUUUAUCUCUCCUUUUCUUUCUCUCUCAUUUCAUCUCCCUUUUUAUCUCAUUUUGUUUUUCAUCUCUCUUUUCUUUAUCUGCUCCUUUUUCUUUCUCUCUCAUUUCAUCUCCUUUUUUUCUCUCUCUCUCAUCUCUCUCUCUUUUCUCUUGUUUCAUCUCUCUUUUUUUGUCUUUAUCUCUGCUUUCUUUUUUAUUCUUUCUCUUUUUAUCUGCUUCUCUCUCAUUUCAUCAUCUCUUUUUUUUCUCUCCCUUGUUGCAUCUGCUCUCUUUUUUAUCUGCUCUCUCUCUCCCCUUGGUGCAUCUUUUUUAUCUGCUCCUUUUCUUUAUAUGCUCCUUUUCUUUCUCUCAUUUCAUCUCCUUUUUUUUUUGCAUCUGCUCCUCUCUCUCUCUCUCUUUUCUCUCUCUCCUUUUGUUUCAUCUCUCUUUUCUUUAUCUGCUCCUUUUUUCUUUCUCUCUCGUUUCAUUUCUCUUUUUUUAUCUGCUCCUCUCUCUCUCCCUUGUUGCAUCUCUCUUUUCUUUAUCUGCUCCUUUUCUUUCUCUCUCAUUUCAUCUCCCUUUUUUUAUCUGCUCCUCUCUCUCUCCCUUGUUGCAUCUCUCUUUUCUUUAUCUGCUUCUUUUCUUUCUCUCAUCUCCCUUUUUUAUUUCAUCUCUCUUUUUUUUAUCUGCUCUUUUCUUUCUCUCUCAUUUCAUCUCCCUUUUUAUCUGCUCCUCUCUCUCCUUGUUUCAUCUCUCUUUUCUUUUAUAUGCUCUCUUUUUCAUCUCUUUUUCUUUUUCUCUCUCAUUUUUUAUCUGCCCUUUUUUUAUCUGCUCCUCUCUCUCUUUGUUUCAUUUUUCUCUUUUUUUUAUCUCUCUUUCUUUAUCUGCUCCUUUUUUUUUCUCUCUCAUUUCAUCUCCUUUUUUAUCUGCUCAUCUCUCUCUCUCUCUUUUGUUUUUUCUUUAUCUGCUUCCUUUCUUUCUCUCAUCUCUCCCUUUUUUAUCUUUUCUCUUUAUCUGCUCCUUUCUCUUUUUCAUCUCUUUUUUUAUCUCUCUCAUUUCUUUAUCUCUCCCUCUCUCAUUCAUCUCUCUUUUUAUUUUUCUCUCUCUCCUUGUCUCUCUUUUCUUUAUCUGCUCCUUUUCUUUCUCUCUCAUUUCAUCUCCCUUUUUUUAUCUGCUCAUCUCUCUCCCUUUUUCUUUUUCUUUUUUCUCUCUUUUUAUCUGCUUCUUUUCUUUCUCUCUCAUUUCAUCUCCCAUUUUUUAUCUGCUCCUCUCUCUCUCUCAUUUCAUCUCUCUUUUCUUUAUCUGCUUCUUUUCUUUCUCUCUCUUUCAUCUCAUUUCAUCUCCCUUUUUUUUUCUGCUUUUCUCUCUCUCUCAUCUCUCUUUUCUUUAUCUGCUCCUUUUCUUUCAUCUCCUUUUUUAUCUGCUCCUCUCUCUUUUUUUAUCUGCUUUUCUUUUCUCUCUUUUUUUCUCAUUUCAUCUCUCUUUUUUUUCUCCCCUUUUCUUUAUCUGCUCCUCUCUCUCUCUCAUUUCAUCUCUCUUUCUUUAUCUGCUUCUUUUUCUUUAUCUCUCUCAUUUCAUCUCCCUUUUUUUUAUCUGCUCCUCUCUCUCUCUCAUUUCAUCUCUCUUUUCUUUAUCUGCUUCUUUUCUUUCUCUCUCAUUUCAUCUCCCUUUUUUUAUCUGCUCCUCUCUCUCUCCCUUGUUUCAUCUCUCUUUUCUUUAUCUGCUUCUUUUCUUUCUCUCUCAUUUCAUCUCUCUUUUUUUAUCUGCUCCUCUCUCUCUCUCAUUUCAUCUCUCUUUUCUUUAUCUGCUUCUUUUCUUUUCUUUUUCUCUCUCUUUUUUUAUCAUUUCAUCUCCUUUUUUUUAUCUGCUCCUCUCUCUCUCUCUUUUUCAUCUCUCUUUUUUCUUUAUCUGCUUCUUUUUCUUUUCUCUCUCAUUUCAUCUCCCUUUUUUUAUCUGCUCCUCUCUCUCUCUCCUCUUUUUUUAUCUCUCCUCUUUUCUUUAUCUGCUUCUUUUCUUUCUCUCUCAUUUCAUCUCUCUUUUUUUAUCUGCUCCUCUCUCUCUCUCAUUUCAUCUCUCUUUUCUUUAUCUGCUUCUUUUCUUUCUCUCUCAUUUCAUCUCCCUUUUUUUAUCUGCUCCUCUCUCUCUCCCUUGUUUCAUCUCUCUUUUCUUUAUCUGCUUCUUUUCUUUCUCUCUCAUUUCAUCUCUCUUUUUUUCUCUCUCUCUUUCCUCUCUCUCUCUCUCUCUCUUGUUUCAUCUCUCCUUUUUUUUUUAUCUGUCUGCUUUUCUUUUCUCUCUCAUUUCAUCUCCCUUUUUUUCUCUUCUUUAUCCUCUCUCUCUCCCUCUGUCUCUCUUUUUUAUCUCUCCUUUUUCUUUAUCUCUCUUUUCUUUAUCUGCUUCUCUCUCUUUUUUAUCUGCUCCUCUCUCUCUCCCAUUUUCUCAUUUCAUCUCUCUCCUUUUUUUUAUCUGCUUUCUCUUUUUCUCUCUCUUCCUUGUUGCUCUUUUCUCUCUUUUUUUAUCUGCUUCUUUCUUUCUCUCUCAUUUCAUCUCUCUUUUUUUAUCUGCUCCUCUCUCUCUCCCUUGUUUCAUCUCUCUUUUCUUUAUAUGCUUCUUUUCUUUCUCUCUCAUUUCAUCUCCCUUUUUUUAUCUCUCUCUCUCUUGUUUCUCUCUUUAUCUCUCCUUUUCUUUCUCUCUCAUUUCAUCUCUCUUUCUCUUUUCUUUAUCUUUUUUCUCUCAUUUCAUCUGCUCCUUUUCUUUCUCUCUCAUUUCAUCUCCCUUUUUUUUUAUCUCUGCUCUGCUUUCUCUCUCUUUUUUUAUCUCUCCUCUCUCUCUCUCUUUUUAUAUGUUUUUUCAUCUCUCUUUUUUAUCUUUAUCUGCUCCUUUUUUUCUUUCUCUCUCAUUUCAUCUCCCCUUUUUUAUCUGCUCCUCUCUCUCUCUCGUCUCAUCUCUCUUUUCUUUAUCUGCUCCUUUUCUUUCCCUCUUUUCAUUUCUUUUCUUUCUCUCUCACAUCUCCUCUCUCCUCUCUCUCUCUCCUUUUUCAUUUCAUCUCUUUUUCUUUCUCUCUCAUCUGCUCCUUUUCUUCCUCUCUCAUUUCAUCUCUCUUUUUUUAUCUGCUCCUCUCUCUCUCUCUCUCUUGUCAUUGUUCACUCUCUCUCCCUUGUUUCAAAUGGAUUAUCUGAUAUCUCCCUUUUUAUUUUCUCUCUCUCCUUGUUGCAUCUCUAAUUAUAUCUCCGUGAAUUGUGUUUUCCUCUCAAGUGCCACAUUCAUCUCCCUUUUUUAUCUGCUCUCUCUCUCCUCCCCAUUUGAUACCAGAUCUUUCUCUCUCUCUCUCUUCAAACUCUCUUUCUCUCCUCAGGCUUUCUUUCUUUCUUUCUCUCUCCCUCCCUCCUCCAAUCUCUUUUUUUUCUUUCUCUGUUCCUCCUUUUCUUUCUCGGUUUUACUCAAUUUCUCCUUCUCUCUCUCUCUCUCUCCUCAGUCUUUCUUUCUUUCUCCUUGA
Messenger RNA from Acanthosepion pharaonis, 6060 nucleotides. The record is from the annotation of a GenBank genome assembly. NCBI's taxonomy places the organism in Eukaryota, Metazoa, Mollusca, Cephalopoda, Sepiida, Sepiidae.